Molecule: messenger RNA, 867 nt
Organism: Colletotrichum graminicola M1.001
Lineage: Eukaryota; Fungi; Ascomycota; Sordariomycetes; Glomerellales; Glomerellaceae
Product: F-box domain-containing protein
Exons: 3
Coding region: 1-867 (288 amino acids)
Molecular function (GO): protein binding
Source: RefSeq, a predicted model, not a curated record
AUGUCUGCAAUCCGAUCCUCAAUAGACUCGUUACCUAACGAGCUCCUUAUCGCUAUCCUGUCGACCUUUAACUCUCGUGACCUGCUUCCAUUGACCCUGGUAGACCGCCGAUUCAAUGCCACCGCGACAACCAUUCUACAAUACCGCCUCCUUCACACUGCCAAGAUGGAAGGGCACGAGAUGACGCUAGAGAGCUAUCACCCUAUUGCCAAGCAAUCAGCCCCGUCCAUGGCAUGUCGGUUCAUGGGACUCAGUCCCCUGCACCACACUCGGAACCCUGAACAGGACAUGAACCUGCGAGACCUAUCUCAGCUCUACUCGCACUUCCUUCCCGUUGUAUCCGAAGAGACGCGGCGCAUGCAGAGAGUAUUUAGUCGACGUCGGCCAGGCGUGCCUCUCGAGCAGGAGAUUGGCGACGAACCCGUCACUCAAGAACUCAUCUUGGAUGAAGGCGAGCUUUUCUCCCAGCUUUGCACGUCGACGGGCUUGAUCAAGUCUGGCCCUAACCCGGGUCUUCUCGCCAGUCACAGCAACAUCACACACGGCGUGGUCCGCGUCUGGAGACACUGGCUAGCCAAGGCGGCUGCCAUUAAUGCCAUCUGCCCGGCCGCAGGGUGCACCGACGAGAGUACGAUCCUGUGGGUCGAUGCCGCCAAGAACGUCGGGCUCCGCUUCCGCGUCACGGAGGUCACCCAGGAACGUUUGCCCCCCUACCGUGGCUCGGACGAGGACCCGCCAGUUGCAUACUCUCUUCACUACCAAGAGUUGCUGGUUCGUACAAGUCAUGUCUUGCUAGCCAUGGAGAAGGCAGUAGUGCAGGAAGUGAUCAACUCAGGUAAGGCCACCAUUAUUAUACCUGUCUCUUAA